GAAGGUGGCCUCUACUUUACUUUGGAUUUGCGCAACUCUCAAGGCUCUGUGAGAUCCAAUCCUCCUACCUUGCUUUCCAACUCGACUUCCUCGCGUCGACCCUUCUCUUCUCAUGGUUCAGGCGGGGUCUCUCACUUCCUGAUAUCACCCUUUACCUCUCCGCCACUCCUUUUAGCGUUUUCCUGCUUGGCGCAUUGUUGCGAAAGUACGACUUUUGGCUUACCCCCGUUGAUUCUUCCCACAACGCCUACGAGGCUACCGCAAACUCGUGACAGAGAUCGAUAGCACUUGAUACCACACUCCUCAUCCCGAAUUCACCAUGCCGGCAAAAUCGAGAUUUACAAGGCUCGACGCCUUCACAAAGACGGUCGACGAAGCACGCAUCCGCACAACCUCUGGUGGAAUUGUCACCAUCGUGUCGCUGAUCGUGGUCUUCUGGCUGGCCUGGGGAGAAUGGGUUGACUACCGGAGGAUAGAGAUCCACCCCGAGUUGAUCGUGGACAAGGGAAGAGGCGAGCGCAUGGAGAUCCAUCUCAACAUGACUUUCCCCAAGAUGCCCUGCGAACUCCUCACCCUGGACGUCAUGGAUGUGUCUGGCGAGCAACAGCACGGCGUUCAGCACGGUAUUAACAAGGUUCGCCUUCGUCCCCAGAAGGAGGGUGGUGGUGUCAUUGACAUCAAGGCCCUGGAUCUUCACUCACGCGACGAGGCUGCUGGGCACCUGGACCCCAACUACUGCGGCCCCUGUUAUGGCGCCCCGUCACCGGCGAACGCGCAAAAGGCUGGAUGCUGCAACACCUGCGAGGAAGUAAGAGAGGCGUACGCACAGGCUUCGUGGGCUUUCGGUAAGGGCGAGAACGUUGAGCAGUGCACGCGCGAGCACUACGCCGAGCGAUUGGAGGAGCAGCGCCAGGAGGGCUGCCGCAUCGAGGGUAACCUGCGCGUCAACAAGGUCGUCGGAAACUUCCACCUUGCCCCUGGUCGCAGCUUCAGCAACGGAAACAUGCACGUCCACGACCUCAAGAACUACUGGGACACCCCCUCCGACGCCCAGCACGACUUCACCCACACCGUUCACUCCCUGCGCUUCGGUCCUCAGCUGCCCGACACCGUCGCCAAGAAGAUGGGCAAGCGCGCCGCUGCGUGGACGAACCACCACGGCAACCCUCUCGAUAACACUCACCAGGAGACCAACGACCCCAACUACAACUUUAUGUACUUUGUCAAGAUCGUACCUACCUCAUACCUCGCUCUCAACUGGCAGAAGGGCUCCAGCCCCGAGGAGGAGAACUCUGGCCUCGGUCUUCUUGGCCAGGGAAGCGAUGGCAGCGUCGAGACUCACCAGUACUCCGUCACGAGCCACAAGCGCAGCUUGGCUGGCGGCGAUGACUCUGCUGAGGGACACAAGGAGCGUCUUCAUUCUCGCGGUGGUAUCCCGGGAGUCUUCUUCUCCUACGAUAUCUCUCCCAUGAAGGUUAUCAACCGCGAAGAGCGCGCCAAGACCUUCACCGGUUUCUUGACCGGCCUUUGUGCCAUCAUUGGCGGCACUCUCACUGUUGCCGCCGCCGUUGACCGUGGUGUCUUCGAGGGUGGACUGCGUCUCAAGAAGAUGCGCUCCAAGGAUAUGUAGAUUAGAGGGAUAGAAGACCUGGGGUUGUAAGUAGUCAAUAUGUGGUGGAAUUAUCUCGUACGCUGUGCAUCAAAAGUGGAGUUUGGGUGGCUUGGUAAAGAGGGCUUCAUCGUUUCAAUCAAUACAUAAAUAUCAAAUGUGCCUUUGGCG
Colletotrichum phormii is the source of this 1780-nucleotide messenger RNA. RefSeq names its product endoplasmic reticulum vesicle transporter-domain-containing protein. Gene Ontology annotation, biological process: endoplasmic reticulum to Golgi vesicle-mediated transport; retrograde vesicle-mediated transport, Golgi to endoplasmic reticulum. The transcript has 4 exons. The record is from RefSeq and is a predicted model, not a curated record. Bases 320 to 1630 code for a protein of 436 amino acids. NCBI's taxonomy places the organism in Eukaryota, Fungi, Ascomycota, Sordariomycetes, Glomerellales, Glomerellaceae. Gene Ontology annotation, cellular component: endoplasmic reticulum membrane; endoplasmic reticulum; Golgi membrane.